CACCAUUCCCCACCUUCUUCCUUCGCCCGCCCCUGCUUGCUUUCUCCGGUCUUUGCUUGCUUCCCCAGCUCGCCUUCCCGGGAAGGGAAGCUCUACCCCAGCUGCUCAUCCAUCCACUUCUCAGUCACCAUGAAGAUCGCCGUACUCAUCUUCUUGCUCCUGCUAUCGCCGCUUCACGCCUCCGCUAAUUCGUCAGCCCCCUUGUACGGCAUCGAGUUCCCGCCGUACAACACCGCCGUCGCCGACAGCGGCUGCGACGGCAAGCUGCUCGGCGAGGAGGAGGAGCUCGCGCGCCGUACCCCGUCGCUCAAGCUGCACAUGAGCCACCGCUCCGCCGCCGCCGACGCCGCGGCGGGCACGACAAGGAAGGACUCCUUCCUCGACUCGGCCAAGAAAGACGCCAUCCGCAUCGACACCAUGCGCACGAGGCAGGUCACCCUCUCCGGCAGGCGUACAACCGCCUCUUCGUCGCCGCGGCGGGCGCUGUCGGAGCGGCUGGUGGCCACGGUGGAGUCCGGCGUGGCGAUCGGCUCCGGGGAGUACCUGGUGGACGUCUACGUCGGCACGCCGCCGCGGCGGUUCCAGCUGAUCAUGGACACCGGCAGCGACCUCAACUGGCUGCAGUGCGCGCCCUGCCUCGACUGCUUCGAGCAGCGCGGGCCGGUCUUCGACCCGGCGGCCUCCACCUCCUACCGCAACGUCACCUGCGGCGACAAGCGCUGCGGCCUCGUCUCUCCGCCGACUGCCCCCCGGUCGUGCCGCAGCCCGCGGAGCGACCCCUGCCCGUACUUCUACUGGUACGGCGACCAGUCCAACACCACCGGCGACCUCGCGCUCGAGGCCUUCACCGUCAACCUCACCGCCGCCGGCGCCACCCGCCGCGUCGACGGCGUCGCGUUCGGGUGCGGCCACUGGAACCGCGGCCUCUUCCACGGCGCCGCGGGGCUGCUCGGCCUCGGCCGCGGGCCGCUCUCCUUCGCGUCCCAGCUGCGCGGCGUGUACGGCCACGCCUUCUCCUACUGCCUCGUUGACCACGGCAGCGCGGUCGGCAGCAAGAUCGUCUUCGGCGACGACAACGUGCUGCUCGCGCACCCGCAGCUCAACUACACGGCCUUCGCGCCCGCCGCCGCCGACUCCGCCGACACCUUCUACUACGUCCGGCUCAAGAGCAUCCUCGUCGGAGGAGAAAUCCUCAACAUCUCGCCGGAGACACUGGGCGUGGCCAAGGAUGGCUCCGGCGGCACGAUCAUCGACUCCGGCACCACGCUCAGCUACUUCCCCGACCCGGCGUACCAGGUGGUCCGGCAGGCGUUCAUCGACCGCAUGGACAAGACCUACCCUCUCAUCGCCGACUUCCCGGUGCUCAGCCCAUGCUACAAUGUCUCCGGGGUGGAAAACCGCGAGGUGCCGGAAUUCUCCCUGCUCUUCACCGACGGCGCCGUGUGGGACUUCCCGGCGGAGAACUACUUCAUCCAGCUCGAACCGGACAUCAUGUGCCUCGCCGUCCUCGGCACGCCGCGCUCCGCCAUGUCCAUCAUCGGCAACUACCAGCAGCAGAACUUCCACGUUCUCUACGAUUUGCAGAACAACCGGCUCGGCUUCGCGCCGCGGCGGUGCGCAGAGGUCUAAGCCCCCGUUUUGAUCGAUUGAUUGGUUGAUUCUGUUAUAGUAGUAGCGGGCUAACUGGGGUGUACAAAUUUUUGGGUGGGAAGGAGGGUGCUAUUUCUACACAUGAUGUUAUAUCACAAGGUUUCGUAUCUCUCAAGAGAUCAAGGAACUAUGUAGAGUAGUAGUAGUAGCGGUACUUUGGGAUACUUUUUACCAUUUCAGCUGUAUACAGUUUAUUGGUUAAACGUUUUUGCAAGAAUAUAUGUGGGAUUUGUUAGAUUA
This is a messenger RNA of Lolium perenne, 1890 nucleotides long. RefSeq names its product aspartic proteinase nepenthesin-2-like. Gene Ontology annotation, biological process: proteolysis. The record is from RefSeq and is a predicted model, not a curated record. Lineage: Eukaryota; Viridiplantae; Streptophyta; Magnoliopsida; Poales; Poaceae. Gene Ontology annotation, molecular function: aspartic-type endopeptidase activity.